AUGAAUAUCAUACCGCCCCCACAUCCUCUAAAUCUGACUGGGAAUGUCGACGAGGCGUGGAAGAAGUUUAAACAACGAUUCGAUCUGUAUAUUGAAGCCAUAGAAGCUCACAAGAAAUCAGACGAGCAUAUAAUCGCACUGCUUUUGACGGUCGCCGGGCCAGAGGUAAUUGAAAUUUUUAAUACCCUAACCUUCUCAGAGGAAGAGAAAGAAACUGUUUACACACAAAAGGAAACAGAAAAGGACAGAGAUCUUCUUUCUAAUGUAAUACAGAAAACACAUGAAACCAAAAAGAAUGAUUGGCUGAUACAGGCACAAGUAGAAGGCACAAAGAUCAAAUUCAAAUUGGAUACGGGUGCCCAAGUAAAUGUCUUACCCCUUAGUGAGUACAAAAAGCUAGUAAACAAGCCUCAAAUGAGGCAAACUAAGAUGACAAUAAGGUCAUACACUGGAGAGAAAAAAAGAGAAAAAGAUGAAGUGUUUUUUGUCAUAGUACUUCAAGAAUGUCAAGCAAUCUUAGGAUUAGAGACAUGUGAAAAGUUUAAACUAAUAACAAUGGUUAAUACUGUUAUCAAGGACCGUACCAUGGGAGAUAACAACUAUAGUGACAACAACGAUCACACAUUCAAAGAUGAAAUAAUGAAUGAAUUUGCUGAUGUAUUUGAAGGAAGGUAUAGGGUGUCUUCCAGUUACAAGAUUAAGCUCAAGGAUGAUGCUAACCCUGUUAUACAUCCUGCAAGAACAUUUCCUGUGAGUCUGAGCGAAAGGCUAGAUAAGGAGCUCAAUCGGUUGACCAAGCUGGGAAUUGUAAAGAAGAUAGAAGAACCAACCGAGUGGGUAAAUUCCCUUGUUAUUGUAGAAAAGCCAAAUGGAGACCUAAGGCUUUGCUUGGAUCCAAAAGAUCUAAAUCAGUGCAACAUCAGCGAGCACUAUCGCAUUCCAACAAGAAGAUUCUGGCAAAUUCCCUUAGAUGAAGAAAGUUCUAAGCUCUGCACAUUUAACACACCCAAUGGCAGAUACUGCUUCUCAAGGGUACCAUUUGGAAUUUCCAGCCCUCCUGAAGUUUUCCAUCGUACUAUUGCUCAGUUGUUUGAAGGCAUGGACGGUGUUACAUCAAUUCAUGAUGAUAUAUUAGUAUGGGGAAACACAGUAAGUGAGCAUGAUGAACGAUUGCGUAAGACCCUAUCUAAGGCACAGGGAGUUGGGUUGAAACUCAAUGUAAAUAAGUGUCGUUUCAGAGUCAAGGAACUGACUUUCCUGGGUGACAAGAUCACUACAGAAAGAGUCCAACCUGAUCCUGACAAGGUAAAUGCUAUACAAGACAUGCCCCAACCCACAUGUAAAGUCGAGCUACAGAGAUACUUCGGAAUGGUAAACUACUUAGACAAGUUUGUACCAAAUCUAUCUGCCAAGACGGUAGCCCUUAGAAGCUUAUAG
Nematostella vectensis (starlet sea anemone) is the source of this 1437-nucleotide messenger RNA. RefSeq lists its product as uncharacterized. The transcript is spliced from 3 exons. NCBI's taxonomy places the organism in Eukaryota, Metazoa, Cnidaria, Anthozoa, Actiniaria, Edwardsiidae. The coding region runs from base 1 to 1437 and encodes 478 amino acids. The record is from RefSeq and is a predicted model, not a curated record.